Branchiostoma floridae (Florida lancelet) is the source of this 2755-nucleotide messenger RNA. RefSeq names its product cubilin-like. Gene Ontology annotation, cellular component: membrane. The record is from RefSeq and is a predicted model, not a curated record. The coding region runs from base 115 to 2619 and encodes 834 amino acids. The transcript has 20 exons. NCBI's taxonomy places the organism in Eukaryota, Metazoa, Chordata, Leptocardii, Amphioxiformes, Branchiostomatidae. Gene Ontology annotation, molecular function: protein binding.
CACCUAGCACCAUGUGUACCCAGCCCGCCAGCGACGGCAGAUGAUGAUAGGAUCAGUACGCUUACGGGUUGCGCCGGUAGCUUUGUAGCCGGCAGCGGCGGCGGAACGUGCGCCAUGGACCGUCGAGGAAGACGGUUGCUCGUCUACCUGGCCAUUCUUCUGACCAUACCUCUCGCUGCAAGCGAUCAAGGUUGUCGGCCAAAGGGGUUUGGGUCGUCCGGUUGUAACAGCAACCGAACCCUAACAGGCGACUGUGGGAGUAUCCAGUCAAUGGGAUUCCCCAACACACCCUACGACAACUCUGCACUAUGCGAGUGGAACAUACAAGUCCGCUCGGACCAGGUCAUCACACUGACAUUCACUCAGUUCGAUCUGGAGUAUUCAGGAUCCGCAUGUGUUUACGACAGCGUGACGAUUUACAACGGUGCGGACGAUAAGGCCCCGCUGCUGGGUCGGUUUUGCGGCAGUAAUGUGCCACAGUCCAUCACGUCGUCCACCAACCAGCUCUUCAUUCGGUUCAAAACGGACAACGCCUUCCCGGGGGACGGCUUUUACGCCUUCUACAAUAGUUCAGAGAGACCAUCCAAAGGCUCGUCGGCAAACCCCCAGCCAGUUCCAAAAGUCCUGACUGAUCCUACUGGCAUCAUUAACACCGAUGACCUGACGUCAUCAGGGCGUAGGCGGGAUCCUAUCCUGUCCCUCUGGUCCAUCCGGUCCAAAAUCGGCACCCAGUUAACUCUUAACUGGCAAGCGAAGUUCAACGCCAUCCGCAGUGACGGCAAUGGAUACUUCAAGGUCUAUGAUGGACCGUCAGACACCUCUGCAUCUGUCCAGGAGCUCUUCUUCGACAGAGGCACCAGGGGCCAGCCCACCAGCGGUACUAUUCUAUCGACCGGCCACCAUCUUUAUAUUGCGUACUACGUCAGCAGCCCCAGAACUGCCAACGUCACAGUAAUUGCCAGUUACGCUGCGACAGAUAUGACUCCGAAGAUAUCUGGCUGCUAUUCGCCCCAGGAUUUCUCCGUGCGUCGGCUGAGAGGCCAGUUCUCCGCGCGGAAUGAUACCGACCAGCUCAGCAGCUUCUUUUGUACAGCGCUGCUGAUGGCGAGGGAAACAAAACAUUACCUCUUCAAAGUCAAAGAGAUGACCCUACAGGGAGACCCCUCCAAUAACUGCGUGUUGGAAGGCUUCGCAUUUUACGACGGCAACAACACAAACGCACCCAUGUAUGGGCCGUUUUGCGGCAGCGAGCCGUCCAAUAAACCAUUACCGUUUGUCUCAACGGGGGAUAUCUUAGUGGUGGCGUACUCCUACCUCGGCAGUGGACAGGUUGUAGCAGACUACAGACAAACGGACUGCAAAGACCUGUCCUCCUACCUUGAUGCCAACACGACAUCGGUCGUCAAGGAGUCCUGUGGGAGCUUUCGUCAGCCUCCCCUCCUAACCGACACUAACUUCAAAUAUCGUCUGGACAUACAGGUGGCGGAACAAAAUUACAUCCAGAUGAAGAUUGUCAGGUUUGCCGACUACCAAGAUGUCUUCUACGUGUGUGAAACUCUACAGAAGCGAUGCGAGGAAAACUUUGAGAUCUACGAGCCGAACGGGGACAACAAAUGGCGGAUAUAUUCCUACUGUCCCUACUACGAACAGGCGAAAACAGAAGUAGUGACAUCAUCAGGGAACAAAGUCUAUGUCGUCUACUCAACAAACUGUCGGUGGGCAAGGAGUGGAUUCUUUUUCUCUUACGAAGUCAAAAGCUGUAACGGGAUGUUUCCGUGCGAUAAUGGCCACUGUAUCGACUACGCCUGGCUGUGCGAUGGAGACAAUGAUUGUAAGGACAACAGCGACGAACGAGACUGUGAAGGUUGUGGAGAGGGGCAGUUUCGCUGCAAGAACGGCAUGUGUGUGUCCGUGUCACGUCGCUGUGACAAGUUUGAUCACUGCGGAGAUGGGUCGGAUGAAGAGGACUGUGGAGACUGUACAGUGGACAGUUAUCUGUGUGGAAACGGCUGGUGCAUUCAGAAGGAUCGCGUCUGUAACGGAAUCAACGACUGCGGGGACAACAGCGACGAGAUGAAGUGUGUCGGAUGUGGCACCGACCCGUUCCUCUGUGACAAUGGGGAGUGUGCCUACAAGGCCUGGCUCUGCGACGGGGACAAUGAUUGUGGCGACAACAGUGACGAGAUGAACUGUUGGGGCUGCGGGGUGGAGCGGUUCACCUGUGAUAACGGCUUCUGCAUCGAGAGGGACCGAGUAUGUGACGGCAACAACGACUGUGGGGACGAUAGCGAUGAGAUGGAUUGUGAAGAGGAGUUGCGGACGUUUGGGUGUAAGAACGCGUUUGUAUGCUCCAAUGGAGAGUGUAUUUCUAAACCGUGGGUUUGUGACGGAGAGGACGACUGUGGUGACUACAGUGAUGAACGUGACUGUGGAGAUCCCAUCCGGCCUGUUAGGUUGAUUGGCGGGCGCAGUCCCCACGAGGGCCGCGUGGAGGUGUUCUACAACGGCCAGUGGGGGACGAUUUGUGACAACAUGUGGGACGAUAUGGACGCAAAAGCUGUCUGCGCCCAACUGGGAGUAGAGGGCGUGUCUAAGGCUCGCCGUGCGGCGUUCUUCUGAAAAGGCGACGGCCCCAUCCUGUCGUACAACACCCAGUGUGUUGGGAACGAGACUGCGCUAGCUGAGUGCGACAGGUCCCCCUGGUUCGUGCACGAGUGCGACCACAGCAAAGAUGCCGGCGUCAUUUGUGACUACU